Molecule: messenger RNA, 1927 nt
Organism: Bradysia coprophila
Lineage: Eukaryota; Metazoa; Arthropoda; Insecta; Diptera; Sciaridae
Product: scavenger receptor class B member 1
Cellular component (GO): cytoplasm; membrane
Molecular function (GO): scavenger receptor activity
Source: RefSeq, a predicted model, not a curated record
AGUACAGAAUUUUAGUUAACACAGAAACAUUCGUCUUGCUUGUAGCAGUCGGUUGGUUGUAGUAUGAACGUUACUAUUAUGGAAAGUUAGCCAUUUGCUUUGACCAACAGAAACCAUUACAAAAUACUCGUGUGCUACAUUGAUAAAAUUGGUGCAAAAAAUUAUUUUCCUCAUUGUUUUGGUGCUUGAACGUUAAGAGUUCUUUUUUUUUUUUGUUUGCAAGUGAUAUUUUGUACAAUAGAAUGGAAGAUUCAAAAUUAACCAAAUCAAAUAAUCCAAAGACCAACUACAACCUCGCUGUAGUCACUCACUGUCCGAGUCAGCAAACUGCAACAAUAGUUAUGGUUGAGAAACCUAGUGUAUUUAGCGGAAUAUUCAAAAAUUUCCCCAUCUCUAACAAAGAUAAACAAGAUAAACAGGCCCAAAAAACGUUAGACGAUAGGACAAAAUUCCUUAUAGUGUUCUUCGUAAUUCUUAUACUAUUUUUAUGCAGUGUAACUGGAUUUUUUGUAAUGUGGUUCACCGAUAUGUACAACAAUUCUAUCAUAUCUGAUCUAGUUCUAACAAAAAAUUCAGAAGCCUUUAAAUGGUGGACAAAUCCACCAUUAAAUCCUGAAUUACGAAUACAUCUAUUUAACUACACAAAUGCGGACCGAUACAUGAGGGGUCUGGAUAAAAAACUGAAAGUUGAAGAUCUCGGUCCGUACACUUACAUAGAAACAUUUGGAAAGGUCAACGUAACAUUUAACGGCAACUACACGAUUUCAUACAGAGAAAAUCGGACGUACACAUUCUCGCCGGAAAAGUCGAAAGGGCGUCAAUACGACAAAAUCACGUUACCUAACAUUGCAUUCCUAACAGCGUCAGCAUAUCUUCGAAACGAAGGUCGAAUGAAGCAGAUGGGUGCGAAUUUGCUCAUCACUGGACCGAGAGCAUUUAAGACACUUACUGCCCAUGAGUUUAUUUGGGGAUACAAAGAACCAAUUUUGGAGCUUAAAAACUCGUUUAAAGUCGGAGAUAGCAAUAUACCGAACGACGAUACAUUUGGAAUGUUAAGGACGCGAAAUGGAACCAGUGAGGAUGUAAUGACAAUUUUUACCGGUGAAGAUGACCUUCGCAAACUAUCCCUCAUCGACAGAUUUAACGGCCAACCAAAAAUGAAUUAUUGGUCGACCGAUGAAUGCAAUCAGCUCGACGGAACGGAUGGCUCACAAUUUCCUCCACAUUUAAUGGAUAAGGAGCAGCCGUUACAAGUGUUUAUCAAAGCAUUCUGUCGAAAAUUUCCGCUGGUUUACGAGAAAGAAGUGAACAUUCUGAAUGGCAUACCUGCGUGGCGAUAUAAAGCACCACAGAACGUUCUCGCUCAUCCAGAUAAUAACUCAGCGAACGCAUGCUACUGUGAUGUAACGACGAAUAACUGUCCACCGAGCGGCAUAUUCAAUGCCAGUCUAUGUUUCGGCGCCCCAAUAUUCUCAUCGUUUCCACACUUUUACACGGGCGAUCCGAAACUAUACGAAAAUAUUGAAGGACUAGAACCUGAUGAGAAAAAACAUUUAACCUAUGCAGACAUUCAUCCAAGACUGGCCUUUCCGAUUAGCGGUGCGUCUAGAUUCCAAAUGAACAUACAAGUACAAAAGGCGUACUGGCUAGCAGGAAUGGCGGAACUGAAAGAAGGACAAUAUUUACCGAUAUUAUGGAUGGAAGUUACGUCCGGCAAGUUGUCAGAAGAACUAAGGACUAUGAUUUAUCAUUCAACAUUUACGGCAAAUGCAAUUCAAUUGUCUCUUCGAUACGGGUCUCUUUUAAUUAGUGCUACUACCAUGGCAAUGCUAGUCGCAGUUUGCUAUUACAACGAUAAAAAUGUACAAUUUUUACAAAAAACUCAGACCACUACAUAGUAGCUAGCAAUAAAAUGUUGUUUUAUGAA